CACGUGCGCUCCUAUUCCAGUCAUUACUGUAGAGCUGCGGAGGCGGGACAGCAAAGCAGGAACACGUUGGGAGACACUUUGGUUGGAAAAUAUGAGGUUUGCCAUGCUGGCGCUUCUUCUCCCCCUGAUUCUGACAACAGGAAGUGAUGUCAGCGCAGUGGAGCAGAAGCCCAACUUUGUUCUCAUGAUGGUGGAUGACCUCGGAAUUGGGGACAUAGGUUGCUAUGGCAACGACACAAUCAGGACUCCUAACAUCGACAGACUUGCUUCAGAGGGAGUCAAACUAACCCAGCAUAUCGCUGCAGCUCCUCUCUGCAGCCCAAGCCGGGCAGCUUUCAUGACGGGGCGUUAUGCUCUUCGCUCAGGAAUGGCGAGCACAGGUCGCGUGCAGGUGCUGUUGUUCCUCGCAGGUUCAGGAGGACUCCCAGCCAGCGAGACAACCUUUGCCAAGAGGCUGCAGCAACAAGGAUACUCCACUGGCCUAAUUGGUAAAUGGCACUUAGGUGUAAAUUGUGAAUCCAGAGGGGAUCACUGCCACCACCCAAACCAACAUGGUUUUAGCUACUUCUAUGGUCUGCCAUUCACUUUGUUCAAUGACUGCGUUCCCGGAGAGGGCAGAGACGUGCUGGUGGAUGUCCAGCAAACACUCCAGCAUCUUACUUUUUUGUUUGGAGUAGGUCUUCUCACCAUGGUGUUCGUCCGUGUAAGCGGUCUUCUUGAGGUCAGCCUCUGGUUUCUGGUGCUGCUUUUCUUUCUUGGUUUGGUAGCAGCUGCUGUGUGGUAUGUGCCCUUUGCGCUCCUGCAAACCUGGAACUGCAUCAUCAUGAGGAACCAAGAAGUUAUUGAGCAGCCCAUGACAGUGGAAACACUACCCCAGAGAUUGCUGGGAGAAGCACAGAAUUUUAUAAAAAGGAAUGCUGAUCAUCCAUUCCUCCUCUUCUUCUCUUUGGCCCACAUCCACACGCCGUUGUUCAAAAGUCCAGCCUUUACUGGCAAGAGUCGCCAUGGUCGCUAUGGUGACAAUCUGGAGGAGGUGGACUGGAUCAUCGGCAAAGUUAUAGAAACUGUGGAUUCUUUUGGCUUGGCCAACAACACACUGAUGUAUUUUACAUCAGACCACGGCGGACACCUGGAGGAUUCCAAUGCUCACAUUGGCCAAAAAGGAGGAUGGAAUGGAAUAUACAAAGGAGGGAAGGCAAUGGGGGGCUGGGAAGGAGGGAUUAGGGUACCUGGAAUCUUCCGUUGGCCUGGCCGUCUGGCAGCAGGAAGGGUGGUGGAAGAACCCACCAGCCUUAUGGACCUGUACCCCACACUGAAGUAUCUUGCUGGGGACAAAAAACCAGAUAGAGAACUUGAUGGCUACAACCUCAUGCCACUGCUUGAAGGAAAAGCUGCGCGAUCACAACACGAAUUCAUGUUCCAUUACUGUGGCAUCUACCUCAAUGCAGUACGCUGGCACCCCCCUGGCAGUGAUUCAGUCUUCAAAGUGCACUUCUUCACCCCAAACUUCUCUCCACCUGGAGCUGGUGGAUGCUAUGACACAAAGGUUUGCCUUUGCCAUGGUGAGCACGUGACGCACCACAACCCUCCGCUCCUGUUUGAUCUUUUCCAUGACCCCUCGGAGUCCCGCCCCCUGACUCCAGAUACUGAACCUCGUUAUGCUGAAGUCCUUGAGCGGACUGCCAAAGCCGUAAUGAGACAUAGGAGCACUCUUCCACAAGAAGUGACAUCCGCCGACGAUGCUUCAAAGGCCAGCACAGAUGUGCACAACGUUCAGAACCAAAUGACUUGGGAAAAGAUUCUCUGGAGACCCUGGCUGCAGCCCUGCUGUGGGACUUUUCCAUUCUGUGGGUGCAAAGAGGAUGCAGCUAUUUAUGAGAGCACAACAGCAUAGGUUUUUAAUCAUAUCUUUUACAAAUCAGGGAUUUUGUUUUACUAGUAAAUUCAAUCUAUUUUACUUAUAAAGCACUUUAUGACUGAGGAACCAAAGUGCUGUACAGGUUAACAGAAGUAAACACAAAAAAUAAAUACCGGUAAUAUAUUUCCCCUAAAAGGUUUGAUUAUUGAAUGAUUAAAACAACUCCAUCUGGUUUUUUUUGUUAAUGUGCUAAUCUUCAGUACACAAAAUGACGUAUUAGUCUUAACUAUAGUCUGGCUAACUAAGGAAAAUAAGGUAAUACUAUUUUUAAAACAAAUUACAAAUACAAUGUAUAAUAGAUCUUUAUUUAUCAUUGUCACACGUAUAAUGAAAUUAAGAAAAUGAAACUGAGGUGGGGUGAAGUUAGACCAAAUCAAUGAAAGAUACAGGAGUAUUUACUAUUUACUGCACAUUGGAAAGAAAAGAGGUCAGAAAAGUGUUUAAUGUCAAACUCAUGCUACAGAAUCUUCACACAGUUCUGACCACGGUAGACAUUUUACCGAAAUAGCAAAGAAAAGAAAAGAAACUGCAUUAUUAUAGAAAAGUAUAUUUCUUAUACUAUAUUUUCAAAAAGGCCAUACGCUUGCUUCAGCCCUCUUGUUUUUUUUUCUUCUUCAAACAGCAGACAGUGUCUGCUUUCUUUUAUCUGCAGCAGAUCAAUAAAUGGCUCAAUGUUAGAAGAGAGAUAUACUUCGUAUUGCUGGUUAAAAAAACCACACCAUUUUAAAAGUCAUUAUUGUUGUACAAAGUAUUGAUUAAGCAAAAUGUGAAAAACAUUACCGGUUGUUAUUCUUUAAGCUCGCUGUGUUUUUCUUUGAUGUUUUAUUGUGCAGGGCUGCCAUACAUCUUUUAAGACAUAUAAAUAAUUCUUAACCUUCACACAAAAUCUCUGAUCAAUCUUUGUUCUUUUAACUAAAUGUUGCUUUUUUAAAUGUAUAAACAUUUUUUUUCUGAGAUCCUCAGCACUGUCAUACUCAUUAUCACAUCUUGAUUUUUUUUCUUUUUUUCCUAUAUCCUACCAGCAAUCCCACACAAUAAUACUACUGUCACCAUGUAGAACUGUUGGGAUAAGCUUGAAAUGAGUUUCCUUGUGGUUAUUUAUUUUGAAAUAUCUGAAGAAAGGAAAAAAUCUCUUGAUUCUCUUAAGUUUUAUCAUUAUUAAAAGCGAUUUUAUAAUGAGCCAAUAGUUGUUCAUAUAAAAAGAUUCUCAAUAUUUAUAAUAAAAUAUAUGUUUUUAUGCAUCAGAGACUGAAGUACUAUUGUGUUUUAGGGCAGUCACAUUACAAAGGUAUAAAAAACCAAAUUUACCAGUUAACUAAUAAAGACUCUGACUUUUCCAGUGUUAAGUAUAUAAAGUAAGCAAUAGGGAUGUAACAGUACAUCUUCUUCAUAAUUGGAUCGGGUCAUGUUUUUUUUCCGGUUCAAUUUAUGAUUUUAUGAUAUGAUUAGAAAACAACAACAAAAAAUUCAGAAAAAUAUUUUUUUUAAUUUGUUAAUAAAUGAUUUCACAAUGGAGAAAAACCCUUUCAGUGGUCUCAUAUAACCUUGGUGUAUUAUAUUAAAAUGAUAAAUAAAUUCUUCUUACACAUGCGCUUGACACUUUCAAUAUAAACAUACUGGCAUGCAGUUGGCAUAUAAUAAUACACUUUCCCCAAGAUUCGGUUUAACGGUGUAACAUAUGGUUCGGAUUUAAACCAAGAAUUGUGGCAUCCCUAGUGAGCACGUUUUUAAUGCAGUCAUUUUCAAGUCCAGUUGAGCAAG
This is a messenger RNA of Oryzias latipes (Japanese medaka), 3679 nucleotides long. RefSeq names its product arylsulfatase H (gene arsh). The record is from RefSeq and is a predicted model, not a curated record. Gene Ontology annotation, molecular function: arylsulfatase activity. NCBI's taxonomy places the organism in Eukaryota, Metazoa, Chordata, Actinopteri, Beloniformes, Adrianichthyidae.